ACGUCAUAGUUCGCACAUAAUUCAUUACACCACGAGUGUCAGUGUGAUAAAAAAAAUUCCCUUUCAAACAUAUGGAUAAUACUGUGUGAUACAUCCCUUAGGGAUGCAUUUUCUAUUGGCUGCCGUCAGCUUUAUUUUGGACCUGUCCUGUGUUUGGAAGUGGAAAACGUAAUCUAGCCAACCUUACGUCAUCGUUUCCCCACUGUUGCCACGAAAUUCAGUAAAGCUGUACCCCGUUGAAAGUAAAAUUCAGUGAUGAUUCCCGAGAAAAAAUGGCAGUUUACCAAUCUGUGCGAACUUCACAAGUCUGCGAACGAAACACUUCGACUGGCGAUGAUUCACGAACGAUCCAAAAAGUGGUCUAAGGUGGCGGAGAGCUACCAGAAACUGCUGUGGAUGAUCAACAUUCGACAUUUCCCGGCAGAGUACGAACCACCAGGGACCUAUAACAUGCUGCUGUACGAGUUACACUACCACCUGGGCGUGGCACUACAACACCUGGGUGAUGGAAAGCGAGCCUGCCAGGAGUACACUAAGGCCAUCGUCGCAAUCUCCAUAUCCAAGGGAACCUGCGUAGCGGAUUGUGUCCAGUCCUCAUGUUUGAUGACUCCCAUGCACUGCAGACGAGCGUUCGCUUACUGUCAAAUAGAUAAAAAGAACGAGGCACUCAGAGAUGCAGAGCGAGCAGUAGUACUCGACAGUGGCAAUUCGGAUGUUUUCUGUGUCCGAGCCUUAGUGAGAGGAUCCAGGGAUGAGCGAGCAUUGGCAUUAAAAGACACAGACCUGGCACUGAAGGCCAAUCCAAACCACAUCUGCGCCAUCAUGAUCCGUGACGCGCUCACACGGCCCCCGACAGAACAAGGUAAUAUGGAAUCCUUUCACACUGUCACAAGUUUCAACCAUCCCAGAAUCAUGGAGUUCUUCGACAGGUUUUUCUUUUCGCUGAAUGUGCCUCACUCGAUCACCGAUAUUAACCUAACGCCCAACAAACCCAACAAAAAUCAAAUUGAAAAUCCUGAGUACAACAGGUCAUCGAUGUCCGGCUCCAGCAACGUCAAGAUGUCGCCCAAGCCGUUCCGGUGUGGCACGUCGUAUAGUACCCACAGCAAACUGUCCACACGGCGGCGUCUCGACUACGGCGAGGCGGUGAGAAAACAUGUGGCGAGACCCAAAACGUCCAUGGAGUACUAUCUAGCAUUAGUUGCUAAGGUUAGGAAACGUGACCAAACCAGCGCCAUACAGGGCCGUACUACCUCUAACAGUUGCUGUGACGCGUCGGUCAGCAUGUUCCAGGACGAGUCGUGCAGCUCCCAGGACAACCUGAGCACCAGGAGUCCUGAUGCUCGAAGUCACUCAAUCAGGGAUACAGCAAGCAGAAGUCCCGGCAACCAGCUGCAUCCCAACAAAUCCCACGAGCAGCAGACACGCACAGUUCACGAUGGUCCUCGCAGAAAUUCGGACAACCGAACGCGAACAGCUCAAGCUGGUCUAAGUCCUAGGAUUCCAGAUGUCCGGAUACAUCCAGCUAAGACUAGUUAUGAUGCCUCGACACGCACAGCUCAGACUCAGAAUAGCUGGAGUCCCAGAAGUACGGAUGGCCAGGCGCAUCAGGUUAGGGCUGUCGCGAGUAAUGGUUCCAGCUAUCAAUCACAAACAGAUCAGAAUCGUCCAAAUAAAGAUUCUGAUACUCUGAUACGCACAGGUGCUCAUGGCAGCUCAGGAAGACUUUCUGCUUCGCAGACACGUUCAGACCAGGACAGUCUAAGUCCCAGGAACACUGAUCUGCUGAACUGUCACAUUCAUGAGUGUUCCAGCAAGACUUCUAGCACUUGGGUACAGCCGGUCGACCACAGUAUUAGUACGUGCUCCAGUUUCUGGUCACACCCGAUUCCUGCGAGUCAGACACGAGUGGUUCAAGGUGGAUCAAGACUGGGCAGCGGCACGCAGACGCGUACGAGUGUAGGUUCUGGUGCCCGAACUGGCACAGCUCCGACCAGUGGGAGAAGUAAGCAUUCCAAAGCAGAGCAUACAGCACAGACCAGCAACAUUUCUGAAAGCGGAAGAAGAACUAGGACAUUUACAACUAAAACCUUCACGAUAGAAGCACCAAAGAAUUACACUCUACCUGUGUUUGUUACUUCAAACAGGAAAAACGCACCACGGAUGUAUUACAAGCCAUGGAUAGGCGACAAGUUGCCAGUAGCAGAAGUAAUCCACCCGAAACGUAAGCCAGCUUUCUACUAGGUAAUGUUGGUGUGCACGCAUUGGACAUAGUGUUGUCUGGAAAUAUACUGGAUUUGAACAAACUACGAGCAAGAAAGGAGGAAAAAAGUAGUCAAAGUGGCCACAUGAACUCAGAUGGAAGUUAACCUUCCAUAGUUGUCAAGAAGUUAAGAAUACAAUGACUACAUGGACCUUCAUAAUGGCGAACAAUUGGGACGUAUCCAAGCCUGUUGGGUGUUUCACGAAAUAUAUUUUUGAUAACCAAGUGCUUUAAAACGUAUCCUCGAAGCCAAAGAUUGUACUGUUUAUAAGGGCCUCGUAAAGAUAAAUAUUAAAUAUUAAAAAAACAA
Messenger RNA from Gigantopelta aegis, 2573 nucleotides. RefSeq lists its product as uncharacterized. Bases 256 to 2244 code for a protein of 662 amino acids. Gene Ontology annotation, molecular function: protein binding. The transcript is spliced from 14 exons. The record is from RefSeq and is a predicted model, not a curated record. Lineage: Eukaryota; Metazoa; Mollusca; Gastropoda; Neomphalida; Peltospiridae.